This is a messenger RNA of Saccharomyces mikatae IFO 1815, 978 nucleotides long. It is a transcript of the gene SAM4, whose product is annotated as S-adenosylmethionine-homocysteine S-methyltransferase SAM4. The record is from RefSeq and is a predicted model, not a curated record. The coding region runs from base 1 to 978 and encodes 325 amino acids. The transcript has a single exon. Lineage: Eukaryota; Fungi; Ascomycota; Saccharomycetes; Saccharomycetales; Saccharomycetaceae.
AUGGCACGUCUUCCUCUAAAGCAGUUGUUGGCCGAUAAUCCUAAGAAGGUUCUUGUUCUUGAUGGUGGUCAAGGAACAGAAUUAGAGAAUAGAGGUAUCAAAGUUGCCAACCCUGUAUGGUCAACCAUUCCAUUCAUUAGUGAAUCUUUUUGGUCCGAUGAGUCAUCUUCUAGCAGAAAAAUUGUCAAAGAAAUGUUCAACGAUUUCUUGGAUGCUGGUGCGGAGAUAUUAAUGACUACAACAUACCAAACAAGUUACAAGUCUGUUUCUGAAAAUACGCCGAUCAAGACUUUAUCAGAAUACAAUAAUCUAUUGACCAGAAUUGUCGAUUUUUCUCGUGGUUGUAUUGGCGAAGAUAAAUACUUGAUUGGUUGUAUUGGCCCAUGGGGUGCUCAUAUUUGCCGCGAGUUUACAGGUGACUAUGGUGCUAACCCGGAAAGUAUUGACUUCUAUCAGUAUUUCAAACCUCAGUUGGACAACUUCAAUAAGAAUGAUAACUUGGACCUUAUUGGAUUUGAAACCAUUCCUAACAUUCAUGAAUUGAAGGCCAUUUUGUCUUGGGAUGAGAGUGUUCUAUCUAAACCCUUUUAUAUUGGUUUAUCCGUUCACGAGCAUGGUGUCUUGAGAGAUGGUACUACCAUGCAAGAAGUUGCAAAAGUUAUCAAGGACUUGGGCGACAAAAUAAAUCCAAACUUUUCCCUCUUGGGUAUUAACUGUGUUAGUUUCAACCAGUCCCCUGACAUUCUUGAGUCUCUACAUCAGGCUCUACCCGAUAUGGCCUUACUUGCUUAUCCAAAUAGUGGGGAAGUUUAUGACACUGAAAAAAAGAUAUGGUUGCCAAAUAGUGACAAACUAAACAGUUGGGAUGCGGUAGUCAAGCGUUACAUUAGCAGCGGUGCCCGUAUCAUCGGUGGUUGUUGUAGAACAAGUCCAAAAGACAUCCAAGAGAUUUUCACAGCUGUCAAAAAAUACACUUAG